AUGAUAACAUCCCGGUCCUCCAACAUCCCGGUUCUCCAACAGCAGGCAGAGUGGUGGAGUGGAAGGCGUAGUUCUCAAACCCUGGAGUCGACAGCGGACCAAGAAGGACUGGCUGCGUACGCAUGUCGACAAGCUGCACUGUGGCUGUCUCUUGUGGCCUCUUUUCAGGACCUAUGGAAAGAUGUACCUAUGUUUGUAAGUGCCGCCCUUGACAUUCCACCGGACAGUGACACCAAGGAUGAACCUACCAUCGACACACAGCCUCAAUUCUGUCCAAACACAGCUCGAUCGCAAGGAACAAGAUUAAAAUCACAAGGUACAGACUACAUAGAGAUUUGUAAGAUCGAGAAUGCCGAGAAUGCCGAGAAUGGCCUGUUCAUAUUCUAUACUCAGCCUAUUAGGGGAUUGUACAGCCCAUUACGAGUAUUUAAUACAUCACUCCCCCAGCUACUUGUGGAACCUCAAGGGCUCAUGUCUGCUACAGGUUAUGAGCCCUGA
Molecule: messenger RNA, 498 nt
Organism: Suillus bovinus
Lineage: Eukaryota; Fungi; Basidiomycota; Agaricomycetes; Boletales; Suillaceae
Exons: 4
Coding region: 1-498 (165 amino acids)
Source: RefSeq, a predicted model, not a curated record